This is a messenger RNA of Talaromyces amestolkiae, 4827 nucleotides long. RefSeq lists its product as uncharacterized. Bases 1 to 4827 code for a protein of 1608 amino acids. The transcript is spliced from 3 exons. The record is from RefSeq and is a predicted model, not a curated record. Lineage: Eukaryota; Fungi; Ascomycota; Eurotiomycetes; Eurotiales; Trichocomaceae.
AUGGGCGUAAAUUCCCGUCGUCCUUUAUUACCUGCACCCACCGAAUCCAUAGUCGAUAGCAGAAUCGAUACUACGGGGAGUAGCCUCACAACCACCGACAUGGCUACCGACGUUUCCCGGCGAACCGACAAAUCGUCUUAUUCGCUACCAGACGAUGGCAGUCCCAUCACUAUUUCUACUCGACGACGAUCAAGCAAAAAAGAAGAUGACGACUCGUCAAAGCUUUCACGAACGUCCCAUCACUCGCAAACUUCACUUCUCAUCGAGUAUUUUGAACGUGAAAAAACUGGCUCGAGGCUUCACUCAAGGCCAAGCGUCAGAGUCAAAGUAAUUCCAUCGGGAAGAAAAAAUCGAGAGCAUGGUGACACCAUUCAGAUACGUGAAGGCGGCAGCAGCAGCAAACGGCCAAACUACACUAGACGUAUUUCAGUCAGCACUCCAUCGAAGAAGAAAACCAUCACUGAGGGCAAUGACGAUCAAAGCGUCACUGACGACGAACAGGAUGGUCGACCACUUGAGAUUGAAUUUCUAGACCGCGGGAAUGGAAGCGAUCUUUCCAAUGAGCGCUAUAUCCAGCCAACUUCCGAAAUAUCAUCAAUGCCAGCAGAUAGCAUGCUUGAUGGCUCUAUGGUCUCCGGUGUGCCACGCCGCAAGCGGAGUCAAAGUCUAGACAAAGCCCGUGACACAUCUGAUGCCGACCUUCUCAAGGCACCCUCAAGACGAAGGAGCCGAAGUCUGAGCCGCGAGCGGAUCGCUUAUAGAGUGGCACAGAAAUUGAACGCCGGCGAUGGGGGUCGACACAAUAAGGAGCUUCUUGCAGCCGAGUCGAAGCCCUUGAAAAAACGCUCUCACAAGUAUGACGAGGAAGAGCAGCCUAGUAUCGAGUCUAGCCUGUUGAGUGGUUCCAAUGUUUCAUCUCGCCACAAGUCCGGCGACGCCAUAUCUUUCCGCUCCAACACAUCCAAGUCGUCUUUGAACAACACCAAAUUCCUCGAGACCGUCGAAGACGCUAUACGCCGUCUGAUCCUACCCGAGCUCAAAGAACUCAAAAAAGACCAGAAAGUUAGCGACAACAAGUUGAAGUUCGAGCGUGAUACGAUUGAAUCUGGAAGCGGCGUCAGCUCGAAGGACGUGCCCAAGCGACGUCUUUCAAAGCAUUCAAGCGCGCCGGAUGUCAGCAAAAGUUCCCUUUUUGUGGCAAGCACCGAAAGAGCAACGCCUGAGAAAGAAGAGGUGGGCACCCCUGAAGAGCGCCGAAGACGUUACAAAGAGCGACGCCGUGAGAAAGAAACAGAGAGAGAAGCAGGUUCAGCAUCUCCAGAAGAAUCCCUUCGUAUUCGUAAGGGUUCGCUUCCUGGAAACCAACGCGAAUUUACCGAAGAGGAGAAGUUACGACGCCAGAGGAGUAAGGGUCUUAGAGAUGCCGCCGCCGCGGGCAUUGUUGGCAGUGCCCUUACAGCGGCCGCUCUCAAGCACCAUGAUUCAAAGUCCAGUCUGGGUAAAAAGUCAAGGAAACGCAAGUCUAAGAGUCGCAGCGGAUCAGGAAGUAUCAACGAUUCCGACACAGAACUUGUUUUCCAGAAACAUAAUGUGCCACCAAUGCCAUUCCGAAGUGACAUUGACACCGAACUUACUCGCGACUCUUUGCUCUCUCAAAGAACUGCUGAUACUGUUGACACGGAAACACCAACGCCUCGCCAGAUCAAAGAGGUCAUCCGAGGUUCUCCACGUGGCCUGGAAUCUCCUAGCCCUGGGACGCCACUCGGAAGUCAUAGGGAACUGGCUUCUAGGCAAAGCAAUCGCAGUGAUCGCGACUUUGAGGAGAGGACUGAUUCUAUUGAUGGUGAUGUUUUCCUCGAAGGUGCUGGCGGUGCCAUAGCGGCGGCUGCAGCUGGAAACUUGCUCGGACAUCACCCAGAUCACGAUAUGCUUGGUCCAGAGGACAAUAUACACCAUCCGCGUGCUCUGAGCCCCAUCCAAAGCGUUGCUAGUGAUCAUGACCUGCAUGAAACUCAGAAAGAGGAGGUGUUCCAUGAUAAGGAAGCCGAUGACCGAAGAUUUUCCAUCCAAUCCCUGUCUUCUGCGCCUAGUACAGAGUUAGCUAGAUCAACGCGCCCCGAGGGUAUCAGCUUCGAGAGUCGCAGCGAAAUCUUAAAGCAGCAUGAUGAAGGCGCUACGGAACUUGGCUACGAAACGGAUAGAAAUAUUGAAGCCGAGCCGGGGGCGGAAUGGAACGAGACUUCCUCUUAUGCGGGUCAGCACGAUGACUUCCAUGACGAGGACUACAAGGCUGACAUCAAUCGCGACACAGUUGAAGGCGAUGUCUAUGAUGAGUACGAUGAUUCUCCAAGGGAGUUCAAUGAAGGAGCCGCUGUCAAUCCAAAGUUUGUGACUCCAGUCGCCGUGGAAUCUGCAGUGGCCUCACUGUUGGAACCUUCUGUGAUGGACACGAGAUCCGGUCUUUCCCAACCUCGUUCGCAAGCAGAUUCUCUAAAUCGGUCUGUCGAUGGAAGUCAUGUCGAAGAGUCCCGUGAGCGUGAUCUAGCCGAGGGCUCUCGUCGCGGAAGCCCUCUGAAGUAUGAAUACGGUCUCAACAACCACGAUGAGAAAUCCUUUACGAAGCGUCUUGGUGCAGCAUCACCUCCUCAGAGCGUCACUCAGUCAGACGAAGAUGUUGAUGAACAUGAAGAAAGAUAUCCUCUCGACACCACCAUGGUAAACAACCAUGAGAAUAUGCACCCGGACGAUGCACAAUAUGAUGAAGAGGAAUCGGAGAUCGACACCAACCCUUCGGUCAUACAGGGUCCUAUCGGCAGUGUUCCUCAUGGUAGCAGAGAUCACUGGCCUUACAAUCCCACUCCACCACAGGCCAGAGAUAUUCAGUCUUCACCCCAACAUGACCUCAACCCGGCUGCAGCCGCAGCGAUCGGUGGUGUUUUAGGUGCAGGUCUGGGGCUGUCCGCCGCCGAACACGGAGCCUACAAUCAAGGCUAUGACCAAGGUUAUCGUAUGUACUCGACGCCCCCAGGAGCCAAGGAUGAGGGAUAUAUCUCGGCAGCAAACCCCAUGUCUCCUAGCAACGGUACACCGGAGCCACGUAACAAAUUUAGCACACUCGACCAUGCCAACCCGCCUCUUCUCUUCGACAACAGAGACCUUGAAGAGGAUCCCUUCGUUGGCUCUGGUCACCAACGGCACUUCAGCGGUUAUUCCCACGGCAUUGCCUCUCCUAUAUACGACAGUGCUACAGGUCGGGGUGCCGAGAGUAUUGAAUCCAAGGACAUCAUUGCUUUGAUGAACCACCUCACCGUUAGAGACUCUCAACGCAAUGCCAGAGACACUGAAAUUCUAUUCACCCUUGUGCGCAGUGCAGCUGAUAUGCGGAGUUCGUUCUUGGAAAUGAAAAAAUUCAUUGCCGAGCAAGAUGAAAUGAUUUUGCAAGCCAACGAGAAACAACACGAACGUACUCGGGCUAUCGGCGGCCCGCGCCCACUCCCUGCCUCACGGUCCAACCGUCAAUUGGCCGCAGCCGAUUACGGUGAGGAAGUCCAAGCAAAACGACGAAAUGUCUUCCGAAGGGCCAUGAAGAGUCUAAGUCUGAAGUCGUCUAACGACUUGACAAAGAUUGAAGAUAUGCUUGAGCAACUUCUCGACGAAGUAGAAGCUUUACGAACUGCUCAAGGAAGUGUUGGAACAGCACCAGCAACGAAUGCCGCCAGUCUUAACUCAAACAUCAAUGCUGGAGCUUAUCCUGAUGGAUAUGAGCCUGAAGCCGAUGCGCGACCAAUGAACACACGCCGAGCAUCGGAGAAUCGUAUCAGCACUGUACUUGAAGGAGACGAAGAGGUCGAUGCGUAUGAGCAGCCACUUUUGGAUAGAGAAGUUCCAUAUGAUGAGCGUAUUCCUGAUGAGCGAGGUGUUCCUGCACAUCUCGGUACACCACCGCGCAAGCCCGUGCCUACUGGUUCGGGAAGCCAAGAAACCACUCCCAGAAAGUCGGAUGAGAAAGCACGCAAGCAUAAAUCAAAUAGCUCCUCCUUUUUCAAGAUUUCUCGGUGGUCAAAGACGACUGCCUCCUCGGCUGGUGACAAUGUCCGCAACAGCGUGCAGACUGCUCGAAAAGAACGUCCAUCGUCAGAGAUGUCGCGAUCGGGCUCCGAUCUAGCCAACAAAGACCACUACGCUACUGGCGAUUUCUACGAUCCCCAUGGCGAUGAUCGUCUUCGAUCCACGUUUACUGUGGAUGAAGAACCACAAGACAAUCGUCCUCCCUCACCACUUGUACCUUCUCAAGUUUCCGAAGGACCCAAAUACAAAGCACACCGAGAUAGCCUCAAUCUGCAACACCCGCAGCCACAAAAAGGUCCAACUGAUCGGUACCAAACUCAUCUCGAAUCUCAGGCACAAGUCUAUGCACCGACCUCCCCCACUUCAGAGAGAUGGGGAUCACAAUCAAGCCUGCCUCAUUACACCAAUGCGAACAGAAUGAGCAGCGGCAACGCUCGCUUGACACCCAUUUCGGAUGCAGGCUACUCGGAAGUGAGCUCCUCUAGAGGCCCUCCUCGGCCACCAAAAGUCAAAGAUGCCGGACCAUUGGUACCUCAACGACCACCCAAGAUCAAGGAAGACGCCGGUUCUCCGCAUACCGAUCGAUUUUCUGCCCGAAAUAGCCGUGGUAGCGCUUCCCCGGUUAACGCGCCACCGACUCGAAAGCCUACUGGGCCUAGGCCAAUUACCAGUUCUGGACAGUUCAGUCCUAGUAACAUUAAACGCAAUCAGUAUCGCGGAAGCCCUAACAGGAUCGACUACGAUGAUGACGAGUACUGA